CAGCGGCAGCUCGGUUCAUAUCUAUGGGUCAGAUCAGACGGUCGGAGGAGAAUCGUUUCUAGGAGUCUUGAAGUAGUCAUGGCGUCAGGCCUGCCCAGUGUUGUUGUGUUUGCUUUAUGUGCGGUCCUGGCCACUUGUGUAUCUGCAGACGACCAGGACUGUCAGGCCUUCAAUAAUCAACCAUUCAAAAGAUGCGAUAAAUACUCGUUUUGCUGUGGUAGCUGUUUCAACCGGUACUGCUGUAAAGACUCUUUCUGGCGGUUUCCUGAGGAUAAACAAGAUGACUGUGUUACCUUUGGCAGUUAUUCCUCACCAAUGCCCAUGAUCUUUGGUAUUGGUGGCUCCAUCACUAUUUUGCUCAUCUUCAUCUGCUGCUGUGUCUGUCCCUGCUGCUGCCUGUACAAGAUGUGCCGCAAGCCAAGACCUGUGUUAACUACCACCACCCACACAACAGUGGUCACCAGCGCUCCUCCGCAGUACCCCCAGCAGCCAACUGCAACUCCUGGGCAGCCUCAGUCCUACCAGGGGGCCCAGUAUCAACCCUACCACCCCGCACCAGUGCAGCCAGGUUACGGAGCCCAGCCCAUGCCACAGGGCUACGGAGCCCAGCCCAUGCCCCAGGGCUACGGAGCCCAGCCCAUGCCCCAGGGCUACGGAGCGCAGCCCAUGCCAACAUCACCCUACCAUGGGCAACCGUUCAUAGCUGCACCACCACCAACAUAUCAGGAAGCCAUCGGUCCUGGCUUCCAUCCCAACCCGAUGCCUUACAGCCAGGCUGCAUUCACCCCCGGCCAGCCAGCGUACCCUCUGCAGCCUCCUGUCCAGCCGCAGCCCAACGCUCCACUCCCACCCACAGGCUACCAAGCCCAGCCAGCGUACAACCCUGAUUAUGUUGCUCCGCCACCCUAGACUGGAUAAUGAACCGUACUGCCACACUCUUAGCCACUUUAAAAGUGCUGCAAAAUUUUCAAUCUUGGCAGAACUGGAAAUGUGUAAUCUGAAUCAAAAAGUGUCUUGAUUCAUGUGUUUGGGUGGUUAAAUAUGGGAAUGUUAUGACACAUUUGUAGUUGUUGUGCAAGUUGCCAAGUGAAAAUGUUGAUACCUCUCAGCUCGUAUUGCAUGGACUUACAAUAUAGAAGUGGUGAGAUUGUUAUUAUUUUUUUUUUAUAUUUCUUAGAGGCUCCAUAUUAUCAUCUUGGUAAAUGACACAUAAAACUACUGAGUCCGUUUUUAAAAGAGUAGACAUUUUCCAGCCUUCUGAACAUGCCUCAGCACCUCCCUCCUGGUCCCCAUCGAUACUAUGCCCCGGCCAAACCUGCCUGACCUCUUCAUUCACCAUCUACAGGGAUAGCAAUUAGACUCAGGGGUCAAACUUUGGAAGGUUUUUGGUAGUCACGGGCAUAAUUGCAUUACUUUUCUGCCAGUAUUUCAAACUGAUAAAAGUGCUUUAAACCUUUUUUUAUGUACUUUAUAAGGCUGUAUAUGUUAUUUGGGAACAAAUCAAGUCCAAAGUGUGUAAUACUUCUCACUAGAAGAUGUAACAUGGAAAGGAUGCAUUAGACAGGUUUCCAUCACAUAUUUUUAUGCGCAUUUUAUAGUACUCCAUUAGAAAAGCUGAAUUAACUUUAACCUCAAUUGCGCUCGCUUGAGGUGGUUUUUGCCUUUGUUGAGAAAAAGUUAUUGCACUAAAUGGGAUAUGGAAACGCCUUUGCAGAAUAUUCCCUUAACGUGUCUUCCUUUCCGGACAUCAUGAAACAUGGCCAAUACAAUACAAAGAACAAUUAAAACCUGUCCAAUUAAACCAAAUUCCUGAUCGCUCUGUUCCCUCUGAUUCUGUCAUAAAUGGGUUAGAUGGCCAAGGCGACUUGCUUUGUUUCCAGUUAGCAAUCUUAACUUCUGCUACUAUUUUCACUGGUGGUGAUUACAACCAGGCAUAGCCUAUAGUGUCGACAUCUGACAAAACUUUGUUGUAGCCGCUGUUUGUUCCAUCACCAAAAAGCAGUUUAUGGAAACCUGCCUAAUUCACAUUUCAAAUUUGCUUGACAAUUGAAUAGAAACUUGGCUAUUGUCAGUUGACUAACUUUUAAGAUAAAGGGUCUUUUUUUAACCCUCCAGCAAAAGGGAACGUUCAUCAUGUUAAUUCAACAAAAUAAGCCUCGCACACGGAAAUGUUUAUGUGUGCAUGUAAAUGGGAGAUUUCACUUGAAGUGAUGUCUCCUUUUUUUCUCAGGUUGUUUUCAUUCAUUGUUUUCAUCUUACAACAUAACCGCGUAUCUGAACUGAAAUGCAUCGGCAGCUUUGAAUGAAAUAACCAAAGGAGUAUUUUUUUUCUUUUUAAUUAACCAAACAUCCACAAAACAAUACAAAUGUUAUACUUACAAAAUGCAAGAAACAAUUGGGCCUUUUAAGCCACAUUACUUGUAUCAAACUUAAGUGUGCAUGUCAUUAUUAACAGUUUCAAGGCACAAUGAGUAGGAUUUUCCUAAAAAAACAAUGUAUUGACAAAUACAAAAAUCCCAAUCAUCACUUGUAGCCCAAUAGACGUGUGUGGUGGUUUCUGUAUCUGCAUCUGCAGAGAACCUGCCUGUAUUUUCUUCCUUUUUCUCUGUGUUUGGGAUGUUUCUGGGCGUCAACAUUUAUAAAAACGUAGCGACCAGAUUCCAGAUCAUAAGCACACAUCAAAGAGGAAGCUACGGAAAUGGCAAACGGCGCAGAGAAAACACACAUUUAGCGAGGCGAAACGCCAAAGCGGUCAAAGCUUGUUCCAAAACGCGAGGGAUUGUGGAGUUGUCCUUACCCGCUGCCAGGCAGCGUAACUCUCGUUGAGCGGGGGAGGAGGUGCAAACUUUGAAAGUUGCUUUUACAAACCGCAACCGACAAAUUCUACUCAUUCUACCUUUUUAAAAUCUCAUUUUGUAGUUAUUCAUGCACUUUUGCUUUGUCUGUUUCACAUUGUGUCGUGUUACUUUUACUUGACUGUCAUCAUAAAGGCUUACAUUCAGUUCAACCUGCCACAUUAUGCAGCCUUUCAACUUUAGUUACAACCCAAACUGUGCAUGUUAUGAAUCUUUAAAGGUCAUCAUUUUGUAUUUAGUGUUGUGUUUUUAUUGUGGAAAUGAUCACCUUUGCCUAUAUUUGACUGCACCGGCAUAGCAGUCAAGUUUGAAUAAGUAGUCUGUUCUUGUUUUACUAACUAAACUAAUACGCCUUCUUUGCCCUGCUUUGCCACUUUUGCUUUCUGACAACUGAAAUGACUUGAAAACUGUUUAGCUAAAUUGACUGGAGAAUUGCAGUCACAGCUCAUAUGACGAGACAUUGACCUUUUGAGACACCCUGACUUUUCAACUUCUUCUAUUUGGACUUUGGUUGUGGUCAUAGUAUCACUAGUAAAUCCUUGAGAAUGACCUUCAGUCACAUCUAAGCUUUUACAAGCUGACAUAUAGGACAUGCCAGCUAAUGAAAGGGGCCUACAUGUCCUCACAUCUGUAAUUUGCAAAACAGUUCAUUUGUGAGGAAUAUGCAUAUGUUUCUUACAGCGGCCAUGCGAUUUGUCUGUGUACUUCCUUGUAACCUUGCCUUUUGUGUAAAAUCUGUCUUUAUAAAUGUGCUCUGCCUGUGAUUUCAGUCUUUUGGUCGGUGUUGUUUCUUCAACGUGACUUUAGUUAGUGUUUUAUUUGUGUGUGUGGAUUAUAGCCAUUGUUGUUCUUUAUAAAAGACAUGCCAGCAGAGAUGUAUUCUUGUUCCAUCUGUUUCUUGUCCAAGAGUAAUUGUCACUGAUGCUACUUUGACAAUAUAUGUAGAUUACUUAUUUUGUUAAAGCCCCACCACUUCUGCAGAGUUCAAUAAAAUGAAUACUUUUUCCCCCAA
Messenger RNA from Perca fluviatilis (European perch), 3867 nucleotides. RefSeq names its product protein shisa-5-like. NCBI's taxonomy places the organism in Eukaryota, Metazoa, Chordata, Actinopteri, Perciformes, Percidae. The record is from RefSeq and is a predicted model, not a curated record. The coding region runs from base 79 to 909 and encodes 276 amino acids. The transcript is spliced from 5 exons.